AUGACCACCAUGGACCCCGCGACAUCCAAUGCCCCGGAGAUGACCUUCACUGUGCUGGGCGUUCUCGACGCCGCAUUACAUUCCAGCAACGUCGCGGGCGCCGUGCCACACAUCGCGCACGAUGUAGUGCGAAAACACACUGCGAUCAACGGGCUAUAUAUUGGCUUGGAAGACUAUAUGCCUCUCAUUCUUGGCCCGCGGCGAGUCCCUCCCAUCGCGUGCCCGGCCGCGAAUACCGAGACUUCGAUUGCUAUCCUGACCUCCGUUGGAUUCGGCCAGUUGACAGGAACGCAUUAUAUUGAGGCAGCCCGGGCGCUCAAGCCCGAUAUCGUAAUCGGCCUAGCAGACCUGAUAAUCGGCCGACCGCCAGGUGUCAAGAGGCGGUCGAAAAUGGUAGACCGCACGCAUGCGUAUACACAGGAUACCUUGGAACGGCUAUACGGCGAUUCGCUGGCGGAGUCAGAGAAAGCGAGUGCGUUGUUCUUUGCACCUAUCCUUCCACUGGAUAAUACCCAGCAGAGCCUGUACUUGGAAGACUUAGAGGGCGAAUUCCGGCAUCGACUGUUCGGCCUUGCGCUCUACGAAUCAGCCUCCUUGAGCUUAGUCCCGGAGGGUCUGGGCAGCUUACCGCGUCUGCUCCUAAGUGAACCUUCUAGUCCCCAGGACCUGCUGCGCGAGAUAUCCCUCGGCGCCGAUCUGCUAGCUGCUCCGUUUGUGGACGCCGCCUCGGAUUCUGGCAUUGCGCUUGAUUUCUCUUUCCCCGCGCCCAGCUCGGCACAGCACAAUGCAGCGCAGCCGCUUCAUCUUGGAUUUGAUUUAUGGUCUUCUGUGCAUACCAUAGAUACAUCGCCGCUGCGCGAGGGCUGUGCAUGCUAUGCGUGCAAGCACCACCACCGCGCAUACUUCCACCAUCUUUUGUCUGCUAAGGAGAUGUCUGCGUGGGCCCUUCUCCAAAUCCAUAAUCACCAUAUCAUCGACUUGUUCUUCGCUGGCGUAAGAGAUAGUAUCCAGCGCGGCUCUUUCGAGGAGGAUGUUGAGAUUUUCAACCGUGCCUACGCCUCCAAGAUCCCUGAUCGGACUGGCCAGGGCCCUAGGCUGCGUGGCUACCAGCUCCCUGCGUCAGCAGCUCACCAGCCUCCGCGCAACCCAAAGGCAUACGGUCGUCUUGACGAUGUUGUUCAAAAGCUCGCGGAAUCUGAAUCCUCUGUUGCGACGCCCGACACCGAUUCAGAAGGGCUUGAGAAGCAUGGUUUCGCCGAAAAGGCAUGA
Molecule: messenger RNA, 1269 nt
Organism: Penicillium chermesinum
Lineage: Eukaryota; Fungi; Ascomycota; Eurotiomycetes; Eurotiales; Aspergillaceae
Product: TRNA-guanine transglycosylase family protein
Exons: 4
Coding region: 1-1269 (422 amino acids)
Molecular function (GO): tRNA-guanosine(34) queuine transglycosylase activity
Source: RefSeq, a predicted model, not a curated record